Chelonus insularis is the source of this 1197-nucleotide messenger RNA. It is a transcript of the gene Polr1C, whose product is annotated as RNA polymerase I and III subunit C. The coding region runs from base 87 to 1109 and encodes 340 amino acids. Gene Ontology annotation, molecular function: DNA binding; protein dimerization activity. Gene Ontology annotation, biological process: DNA-templated transcription. The record is from RefSeq and is a predicted model, not a curated record. NCBI's taxonomy places the organism in Eukaryota, Metazoa, Arthropoda, Insecta, Hymenoptera, Braconidae. Gene Ontology annotation, cellular component: RNA polymerase I complex; RNA polymerase III complex. The transcript is spliced from 7 exons.
CAAUGUUAUGAGCACGUGACAAGUUCUUCUCUGGUGAUUCAAGAAAUUUGAAGUGAUUUUAGAUAUCAAUAAAAGUAAAUAAAAAGAUGGAUAGAAUGCCAAGUCCUAAAGUAAUUUUAGGUGAAUAUGGAAUACCAAAUUCGGCAGAAUUUUCUAACCUCUACACAACAGAAUGGGAUAACUUUAAAAAGAAUUUUAGAAUAGAUAUUGUUCGACAAUCAGAUGAUAAAAGAGAACUGGAAUUUGAUUUGAUCGGAUGUUCAGCAGCAUUAGCGAAUACAUUCCGAAGGAUUUUGCUGAGUGAAGUUCCAUCGAUGGCAAUUGAAAAAGUUUACAUACUAAAUAACACAAGUUUAAUUCAAGAUGAAGUAUUAGCUCAUCGAUUAGGAUUGGUACCAUUGAAAGCAGAUCCAAGAUUGUUUGAUUAUCCAACAAGCAGUAGUAAUGAAGAAGAAGAAGUUAGUGAUCAAGAUACACUAAGAUAUGAGAUGAAAAUAAAUUGCACGUGGAAUACUCAAGCUCCUAAAGAUUCUCGUCGACCAGAUGAUAUUUAUCGCAAUAAUAAUGUUUAUAGUCGAGAUAUAAAGUGGGUACCAAUUGGAAGACAAGCAGAAUUAUAUCCUCAAGGUGAAGAUCAAUUUGGAAUGUUAGAACCUGAUAUUUUACUUUGUAAAAUGCGACCAGGUCAAGAAAUCCAUGCAUUUAUGCAUGCUGUUAAAGGAAUAGGAAAAGAUCAUGCAAAAUUUUCACCUGUUGCAACUGCAACUUAUAGACUGAUGCCAGAAAUACAGUUAUUGAGGCCCAUUAAAGGUGAUCAAGCUGAACUAUUGAAAUCUUGUUUUAGUCCUGGUGUUAUAGAAUUAGUUGAAAACUCCAAGGGAGAAAUUGAAGCUAAAGUGAAAGAUCCACGUUAUGAUAGUUGUUCACGAAAUGUCUUUCGUCAUGAAAGUCUUAAGAAUGUAGUUCAGUUAGGACGUAUUCCGGAUCAUUUUAUUUUUACAAUUGAAUCACUUGGAGCCUUAUCCCCUGCUUUAUUGUUCUUAGAAGCGGUAAAAAUUUUAAAAGGUAAAUGUCGAUCGUUUUUGGAAGAGCUUGAUGCUAUAGGCUAAUAAAGUAUUUUGUUUUUUUUUAUAAAUAAGAAUAAAAUACGACAUUGUAUAGUAUAUAAGGGUUUUUUGUAAUUUUUUACAAAAAUAU